Trichobilharzia regenti is the source of this 920-nucleotide messenger RNA. Lineage: Eukaryota; Metazoa; Platyhelminthes; Trematoda; Strigeidida; Schistosomatidae. The record is from the annotation of a GenBank genome assembly.
GCCUCGUCGAUUGAUUUUCCCUCUUUGCCCAACACUCUAAGCCUAACGUCAACAUUACUUACCUUAUUAAACCACCUAACGUGAGACAGAGAUCGCAGACAUCUAUGAUCGAAAGCAGUCAACUUUUUCAGAGACAUCACCUAACAUGCUAGCAUUCGGAAGUUCUCAAAUAAAACGUCAUAGUCUCUCUAGCUCUGGCAGUUUGUUACCAUCACCACCUGUGGUGUAUAUUCAUCAUUCUGAAUCUUUAAAUCGUACUCCACCAACUGAUCAGGGUAACGAUAUGCAUCAUUUUCGUGUUGUGUCAAGUGACAAACAAAGAACAUCAUUUGCAGAUUUAAAUAAUACAUCUGCUGAUGUUCAACGUUCCAGAUUACCGAAACUUAAACACGUCAAUAUGUGAAAGCUGGUAUUUGCAGGAUUUACUGCUGCUAUUGUACUUACUGUUUCAUAAAUAUAGAUCGAUCUUCAUGAAUUUUUCUUAUUUGGAAAAAAAUCAAUCACUCCAGUGAGAGAAAUUCUCUCUCAUAAAUUUACCGUUACUAAUUAAAGAAUGACACUAGUUAACUAAUUUUUGUCUCAUUAUUGCAUUACCCGCUUUGAAUUCAGUCUGGCAUUUGAUAGUCAUGUGGUACAUUGUCAUACUACUAGAAAAGUGUUUAUUAUAUCAAAUAAAUGUAAUUAGUGAUUAUCGACUGCUCCAUAGGUUCCUACAACUUAUUUACUGAGGUGGGCUGUAAGAAAACUCAAGUGAAAGACACCACCCAUACACGCGUAUACCUUACAGGCAUCAAAUGUUCUAAUUGAACCGGUGGAGUAAGGUGCAAUAUCGACUUACCUAAGCCUUUGCAGUGUUAACUGACAAAAAAUAAAGGCUGAUGGGUGCUAUCACUACAAGGACAUGUUAUAGUGAAUCAUUC